Messenger RNA from Colletotrichum truncatum, 684 nucleotides. RefSeq names its product BTB/POZ domain-containing protein. Gene Ontology annotation, biological process: proteasome-mediated ubiquitin-dependent protein catabolic process; regulation of proteolysis. Gene Ontology annotation, molecular function: ubiquitin protein ligase binding. Gene Ontology annotation, cellular component: cytoplasm; nucleus. The record is from RefSeq and is a predicted model, not a curated record. Lineage: Eukaryota; Fungi; Ascomycota; Sordariomycetes; Glomerellales; Glomerellaceae.
AUGCCAGUGCUAGACGAUCAUCGUUGGCUUCUCGAGUCAAAAACGAUCAGCGAUUUCCGCAUUCGGUGCGAGAACGAGGAAAUACAUGUCCACAAGGUGAUGCUCUGCCUCAACUCGCGCUACUUUGUCCAGCUUUUCAAAAGCGAAUUCAUGGAAGCCAAAGAGGGUGUGGUCAACUUUCCUGAUAUUGGGCCCGAGCCCAUGAACCACCUUCUCGACUUCUUCUACCGUGGCACUACCGACUGGAAUCUCGCUGAAAGUGACUUGGCCAUGAACGUCCGCGUCUGGAUUCUCGCCGACAGACUACAAGCCGACAACGCCAUGAUCGAGAUCGAGUAUCGCCUGAGUGGCUUUCUCAAGAAUUUCGACAACAAGCACCUCGUCGCAGACGAGUCACUCCUGGAAUUGGUAUUCUCACACCCGGUCUGUUCCGAGUCUGUGCUGGCGUACAUCUUCGCCGAAGCUGCUUGGAUUCAUUCAAUUGAUAGUUACCUGCCUGAUACAGGAGGUGACUUGAACAUUAGGACUGCGGCUCUGAGGCAUAGCAGCCUGGCGAACACGAUGCUCAUGUGGUCUGUACACUACACCUACAUCAGUGGGCAGUACCGCUGCGGCAAACGUGAUACGUCCUUUCUUCGGUCGAAAGUCGCGGACGACAUGAGGCAGCAGAUAAUAACGGUCUAG